GCUCAGGAAAGCAACGACGACAGCGAUGUUAGGAUUUUGGACGACUUUGUUUGGCAGACGCAUAUCGACUUUUAGGACCAGGACGAAUUCAUCGUCCAACGCUAGUGCCGCCAGAAUCGCACACGUCUAUUGUUCAGCCUCGGAGCACGGUCCGCGUCCGCGGCUCGGAAUAGUACAACUAGACCGACUUUAUUACCUUCUCAUGACUUCUGGAUUUCGAAAAAAAGCAGAGGCAAGAAUUUCGUCUCGAAUUUUAGCAAUGCCUCCGUAACUUACUCGUGCUUGGGUACUCGAUGUUGAAAUUGAGAGGAUCUAUUACACCGGUGCAGACACUGACUCUUUUUCGCAAUAAGGUCCUCAUUUGUACUUCUACUUAACUUGUUUGAUCGGCUUUCCUUCUUCUCUUCUUCCUUGUGUUUCCUGUAAAAAAAGUUUCAUUGUGUUUCUGUUUUCCUUUCCAGCGAAGACCUGAGCGAGAUAAGGGAAGCCCGGCUGAUUGCCACGGGCUGGAAAAUCUCGGGCACGCGCUCCUGGUACAAGGUUCGGCCGGAAAAUUCGGGACAUGAUCGGGCAAAAGCGAGCGAAACCUGGAGAAUUGAAGGAGAUGAAAAAUCCGAUGUGUACCAGAUUCAACUUCCAACAUAUCACCUUUCCGCAAGGAUGGAGCUUCGAGCAAAAAAAUACGUCCCGUUUUUUUCACGGCCCUCCUCACGAAGGUACUCCAACUCGCUCUAAUGAACAAAGUUCUUUGAUUUAAGAAGAUUAAGAUUUACGGUUUGUAAUAUGUGGAUGUCAAUGACAAUGUGGGGUAAUUUGCAUUGAUUUCUUCCUGUUGUAUGCCCUUCUGACCCGCUCCCGCGCCACGCUGAACGGUAUCGGAACGGAGGAAGCCGUGAUUCCUGGUUUUGUGCGGUGGAAAGUAGAAGUCAGUGUGUUUUUUGAUUCCUGCAGGAGCGCGUCUGCUACAGAGCCGUACCCUACAGAAACAAUACUCAUGACCACAAUUUUCCAUAAUCGCAAAACAACAGAUGGCACUCCGCGUCCGUCGACGAAGGUGGCGUAUCACUUCUUUACCGAGCUAAUAGAGCAUGACCCGGAUGUGGCCAAGAAGUUCAUUGAAGACAAUGGGUGGGAAAACGCGCCCGAGGUAAAACUCGCCUACAAAAUUGUCGCGAAAGAAGAAAUGAGGUAUGAGGAAUGGGAAGCCAAAAAGAAGCAAUUGCAGCUUGAGCGCGACGCCGCGGACCCGGAGGGCGCAGAGGAAAGAAGACUCGCAGAGAAAAGAAGACUCGCUCGCGAAAAGGCAAAGGAAGAGAAGCGGAUGCGAAUAAAAUACGAGAAGAAGAGACGAGACAAUUCACCCAAGCCCAGCAGCGAUUCCUCCUCGUCCUCGUUCUCGUCCUCCAGCUCGGACAGCAGCGACGUGGACCUGGAGCCGACCAACAGUGUCGAGCCGAAAGGCACAAAGCCGGCUGUUUCCUCCGCUGUGCCGCCAACCGCCAGCCUCACAGCCGCUGGCUGCAAAUCGAGUACAAGAGGGGGGCAGCUGGACAAGCACACCAUCUUAUCGAAGUUAAUAGAGCACGACCCGGAUGCGGCGAAAAAGUUCUUCCAAGCCAACGACUGGGAAACCGCACCCGAGGUGUUGCUCGCGUAUAAAAUCGCUGCGAAGGAGGAGCAGAUGACUGACGAGGCGCGGGAAGUCCUCAACAAGAAGAAGAGGAAGGUGGCACGAGAUGGCCUGGAACCGGAGGGCGAAGAAAGUAGAUAAAAAAAGAGUCGUCGCCCACGCGCAAAGACGGACGGGGAAGCGUACGCGCAUACAGUUGGAGAAGAAGUCGAUAGGGAAUACAGCCUGGCGGUUCCAUCAUUUUGGCCGUGGGCACUCCCGGUAGAUUCCGUCAUUGUGGCCGUAGGCAUCCACGAAAAGGUCGACACCCAUGGUGCGCAUUGUUUUCGCCGUCUAGGUUUUUGUUGGCGCAGUCGUGACAAUACUCGGCAUUGUACUCUGGGUUGAGAUGAGAAAGUAGAAGCAAGCGUAUGAAAUAAAUCGCAUACUGGGCGAAUGAAGGAUGUAGCAGCUGCACUGCUUCAGCUGGUGUAAAACGAAAAUCGUGGUGAUGCGUGGUCGAGAGGAUUUCACGUCCUGCUUUUUCUCUCUCGUUUUUGACUUGUCGAUCUGCAUCCACUCUCUCCGCGCGUGUUAAUUUUUUUUUUUUUGAUUUGCCCCGCAGCGGCUUUCCAUCGAC
Molecule: messenger RNA, 2249 nt
Organism: Amoebophrya sp. A120
Lineage: Eukaryota; Dinophyceae; Syndiniales; Amoebophryaceae
Source: the annotation of a GenBank genome assembly